AUGUCGAAACCAUCAGUUUACCAACCCAAAUUAAGCGAGCAUUUCUCCAAAUUCCCACUAGAAAAGCAGGUUGAAGGGUGGGAUGAGCUGUGGAAGAAUGAGACCACUCCAUGGGAUCGUGGGGAACAUAACCCCGCACUAGAAGACACCCUUGUCCAGCGCGGCGGAUUCCUGGGAACAGCGCUUCAAGAUGACAAUGACACAACAAAUAGGACUGGCAACAAGAGGAAAAAGGCGCUUGUUCCCGGGUGUGGGCGGGGAUUCGAUGUUUUUCUGCUAGCAGAGUUUGGAUACGAUGCGUAUGGGUUGGAAUACAGCGAUACCGCGGUGGAGAUUUGUUGUCGGAAUGCUGCUAGGGUUGCGGAUAAUAUUCCGGUUCGGGAUGAUCGCAUAGGGAAGGGGAAAGUUACCUUUGUCCGAGGGGACUUUUUCAAGAAUGACUGGUUGAAGACGAUUGGGGUUGGAGAGGGAGGGUUUGAUCUUAUAUAUGAUUAUACGUUCUUCUGCGCAUUGAACCCGCUUCUUCGCCCACAAUGGGCCGCCCGAAUGACCCAAUUACUAGCACCAUCACCGCGCGGAAACCUCAUCUGUCUAGAGUUUCCUACCGCGAAGGACCCAACCACAGGUGGUCCUCCAUUUGCAUCUCCUCCCGCAGCUUACAUGGAACAUCUCAGCCAUCCAGGGGAGGAGAUCCCGUAUGAGAACGGCCAUAUUAUAACGGAUCCGCUGAAAGAAGUGGGCCCUAAUGGACUAGAGCGCGUCGCGCAUUGGCAACCAGAGAGGACACAUGAAGUUGGUAAAGAUGAUGACGGGAAUGUCCAGGACUGGGUAGCAAUUUGGCGUCACCGCAGUUGA
This is a messenger RNA of Histoplasma capsulatum G186AR, 855 nucleotides long. RefSeq lists its product as uncharacterized. The transcript has 2 exons. The record is from RefSeq and is a predicted model, not a curated record. Gene Ontology annotation, molecular function: S-adenosylmethionine-dependent methyltransferase activity. NCBI's taxonomy places the organism in Eukaryota, Fungi, Ascomycota, Eurotiomycetes, Onygenales, Ajellomycetaceae. Bases 1 to 855 code for a protein of 284 amino acids.